This is a messenger RNA of Penaeus chinensis, 932 nucleotides long. RefSeq names its product zinc finger MYM-type protein 6-like. Lineage: Eukaryota; Metazoa; Arthropoda; Malacostraca; Decapoda; Penaeidae. The transcript has a single exon. The record is from RefSeq and is a predicted model, not a curated record. Bases 425 to 916 code for a protein of 163 amino acids.
CACACACACACACACAGAGCAGAAAUUUCCCAUUUUCUAUGAAAGCAAAGGGAGGGGGAUGGACGGGUACCCAGUAAUUGUUCGUGUACUGUACGUGUACGAGAGCAUUGCUGACAGCUGAGGAACCACUCACUGUUGCUCAGUUUUGUCUUAGGCGUCAGUGUGCGUGUCUGUUUUUGAAAGCUUAUAGACGCAGUUGCUCGUUAACAGCAAUAAUGGGUAGAUGGCUAAAACGUGACAGUUGCUGCAGCCGCAGUGGUGACGCAGAUGAAGGAAAUCAAACAGGUGCAAAGAAAAAGAAGACAGAUCUUCCUAAAAAUCGGCAGUUCAAGAAGAUUAUGUGCUUUUGGUAUUUACUGCUACGAAUUCUGAUCCUCCAGAAGCUUUGUGCUUCUUUUGUGGGGAGAGGCUGGCCAACAGUAGUAUGAAACCAGCUCACCUCCAGCGUCACCAGAAAACAAAACACCAGUGCCAUGUUGGUAAACCGGCAGAAUUCUUCAAAAGAAAGCUCUCUGAUUUUCAGGGCUCCCAAAAAGUACUCCAGAAAGCCACCACAACUUCAGAGAAGGCUCUGAAAGCAUCUUUAGCUGUAUCUCUAUUAAUUGCUAAAGCCAAAAUGCCAUUCAGUAUUGCUGAAGAACUUAGUUUGCCAGCUGCAGGUAUGAUGGCUGAAAUAAUGCUGGAUAAAAAGACAGCUGACCAACUAAAAGCAGUUCCUUUAUCACACCAAACUGUCUCUCGCAGGGUAAGUGAAAUGAGUGCCGAUAUUCAGGAUCAAGUUGUGAAUAAACUGAAGGCAAGCCAGUCAUUUUCACUCCAAGUUGACGAAUCAACUGACAUCAGUGGGCAAGCUCAACUUGUCUCAUUUGUGAGAUAUAUUGAUGAAGAUGAUAUCAAGGAACACAUUAGUUUGUAAAAAAUUGGAAGAGCAC